Aaosphaeria arxii CBS 175.79 is the source of this 1213-nucleotide messenger RNA. RefSeq lists its product as uncharacterized. Lineage: Eukaryota; Fungi; Ascomycota; Dothideomycetes; Pleosporales. The record is from RefSeq and is a predicted model, not a curated record. The coding region runs from base 1 to 1059 and encodes 352 amino acids. The transcript is spliced from 2 exons.
AUGCUCUGGCCGCUCUUUGCCAUAUUUCGUAGUCGAGUGCUGGCACUUCACCGAAACCGACGCCGAGUUUACAGUUCGGUGCCAUGGAAAUGCUUCCUCAUCCAAUCAACCGCUGAAAACUUCGAUAACUCGCUUUCAGUCAAGGAGAAAUAUCUAAACUAUCUCGAACGUAUUCAAGACGACGAGAUAGAGGAUCCCGAGGCUUGGAAAGAUUUCAAUGAGUGGGUGCUGGAGCCUUUCGAGCCAAUAUUCCGUGGCGUUCCACUUCUUCCGGCAAAUGAGAAAUACACGCUUCAGCAAUAUCUCUUCCCAGAGAUAAUAUUUUAUACAUUGCGGUCUGUUGACGGAAAGCUUGUGCCUGUUCCUCAGAGUGAGGAAAAGCAAUCUGACCGACUUCCCUUUGGUGUUAAACUACCACAAGAGCUUUGCUCACCAUGGUCGUCAAUCCACCCAAAACACAUUCGAUACGGCAACGGAAUUGACCACAUGCACUCUUGCGAUCCAAGAAGGGCCUUUAUCGACGGCGAUAUACCUCGCCGCUAUUUUUUCAGAUUCCACCAUCUAGCACCCCACAGGACCGUAGAGUACGAGCUCACCAAAUACGCAAGCAUACGAGACGCCGGGCUGGACCACUUACGCAUCCCCCAACUCUACGGCAUCGUGCAAGAUGACGCCGGCCUCGUCUACGGGCUAUUGUUCUCACACAUUGACAGUGUCAGCGUGAACUUAAGAUAUGAUAUGGCAGUCGAGGAAGCACCAACGGAUCUCCGAGAGCGGUGGAUAAGCCAGAUUACAGACACACUUCAAGAUUUACACGACGCUGGUAUCACAUGGGGGAAUGCAAAGCCCGAUAAUGUUAUGAUCGAUGUGAAUAACGAUGCUUGGCUAAUUGAGUUCGGAGGCGGACAUGAAGGGUGGGUGGAGGAGGAAAUGGAGGAAACAUUGGCUGGAACAGUGAAAGGAGACUUACAGGGACUAGCGAAGAUUGUAGCAUACAUUCAAUCUUCUGCUGUCGAAAAGGCGUCGCCAGAAACCACGACACACAACGAGAUUCAGUAAUCUUCUUGCCCUGCUGAAUGUCAUGAAAAGGACGCUAUGUUCAUCCAGCAAAAACUGCAAUGCCAAGGUCCAACUCGGCCUCUUUACUACUGAGGCACCCAAUUGUAUACUAGUUCUCUCAUACUAUCUUAGUCGAAGGAGACUUCGAACUGCU